This is a messenger RNA of Tribolium castaneum (red flour beetle), 2482 nucleotides long. RefSeq names its product A kinase anchor protein 200 (gene Akap200). The transcript is spliced from 6 exons. Lineage: Eukaryota; Metazoa; Arthropoda; Insecta; Coleoptera; Tenebrionidae. Bases 227 to 1648 code for a protein of 473 amino acids. The record is from RefSeq and is a predicted model, not a curated record.
GUUGACUCAACUUGAUAAUUUUCACGGAAUUGUAAUUAGUCAGUUUGUUGAAAGAUUUAAUUUUUCGUUGGCCUUGAUCGGUACUGGCGUACUGACACACCAGACGGACAAAUUCAAGUGGUCCCAUGUCAGUUCUGGUGACAUACGAGUCCCGUCAUUGAUUUUACACGUUUUUACAUCAAUUUUUGCAUAAUUUUCGAGUGGUUUUCACCCCCGUAGUAUAAAAAUGGGUGCUAGACAGUCCAAGAGGUCGGUGGACAUUACGACAACCCCCAAAAAGGGCGAAGAGGUCGCCGUUGAGGGCGAGGGCAAGGUGGAAAAGAUCGCCGAAAUCGACAAAGUCACCACGAACGGUGCCAUACACAGCGAAAUUGAAUACGCCGAUAAAGACGAAAGUACCAAAGACGAGACCGAAACGGCCGAAAUCAAAGAAAACGGCGUUUCGGAAUCGGAAGAUGCGAAAACACCAGAGGGCGAUACAACGGCGGCCGGCGAUCAGUUGAACGAAUCGGAAAAAUCGCCGACAUCGGCUGACGACAGCAAAGUCGAAGAAACGCCCGAAAGUAAGAAGAGUAAAGAGAAAUCGAAAAAGAAAAAAUGGUCGUUUAGAAGCAUAUCAUUUUCGAAGAAGGACAAAUCGAAACCGAGCAAGGAUUCGGACAAGAAUGGCGAUGUUAAAGAAGUUGCUGAAGAGAACGCCGCCGCCGAGGAGACCCCCACCUCCCCACCGUCUGAAGGCCCCAAGCCCGAAGAGGCGAAAACCCCUGAAACAGCCGCGGCCCCAGCCGAAGCAGCCGCCCCCGUCACUCCUGUAACUGAAACGCCCGCCCCCAAAUCAGCCCCCGAACCUGAACCCGUAGCCGCCCCCGAAGAGGUCAAACCGCCGGUCGAAGAACCACCCAAACCGGUGGAAGAACCACCAAAGCCAGUCGAAGAACCACCGAAACCGGUUGAAGAACCACCCAAACCGGCGGCGGUUGAGGAAGAGCCCCCAAAACCAGAGGAAGUGUCUCCAGUGGUGCCCCCAGCGCAGCCGGAAGCCCCCGAACCCGCCCCUUCUUCUCCCGUCAAACAGCAGGAGGAGGAGGAAACGAAAGAGGUGCGUAGUACCGAAGAGGUCCCCCCGCCUUUGCCCUCCUCGAACCCCCCCAGUCCGGUGACGGUGUUUGCCGAGUCGACUAAAGCCGAUCCGGAACCGGAGGAAGAGAAGGUCGCUUCUCCCGUCGUGGAGGAGUGUCCUCUUUCGCCUCCGGUUCCCGUCGAGGAGGCAGCCGCUCCGGUCGUCGAACCCGCCGAUUCCCUUCCGGAUAUCUCGACGGAGUCGCUCCCUUCGCUCCCGGAACCCGUGUCCGAUAGUCUCCCGGAACCAAUGUCUCUCCCGCCCGUUGAAUCGUUACCGGAACCGAUCGCGACCACGGAAGAGACUCUUCCUCCAGCACCUCCAUCCCCCCAACAACAACCACAACAGCAAAACGAAAUUAUUCUCACCAAUGGAAACACGAAUGGGCUGCCGUCACCAAUCAGCACCGACGAUAAGCUGCCGCCCCCGGUAGAAGGACCAAUCAAACAGGUUCCGGUCGAGCCGGUGUCAGAGAGCACAACAGCCGAAAAGCCAAUCGAAUCCAUCCCCGGGACAGUUGAGGAAUAAGUUUUUCUUUGAAAUAAAUGUUUUUAUACAUGUAUAUGAACUAUUAUUACAAGUUAAAAUUAAAAAAGUUAACGGAUCAUUCCUGGCAGUGACCGUGGUUCGACCAAAAGAAGAAAAACAAAACUGCCAUUUAAAUUAGAGUUCUUUAGAAAUAUGGAUGUCCACAGCGCAAAAAUGGGAAUAGUUGAAAAAUUUAAUACUCGUAUAUUAACUAUUUUAUAUUAAUGUUUAGUGGAGUUUUGGACAGUUUUUAUAUGUCGUUAAGGCGACCUUUUUAUCGUAUACAAUUGUAAAAUACAAGAAUUUAGCGUAGUUUAGUGUUUAGAUGGCCUGCAUUGUUUAUUAAAAUUCUCUGUACACCUUCACGAUUGUUUGAAUAUAGUUUUUUAUUCGCCGUAUUUAUAUUUUCUCAAACAUGCUUUCGUAGCUUUAGUGACAUAUCUACCAAAAAGUCUGUAUUGGCACGCUUGAAAAGCGCCGUUCGAUUUUUUGACCGAAAUUGUAUAAAUUCAUUGAUGUGUAGCGGUAGGAAUGGGCUGUCUUAGUAUACGGUGUGCUUCAUAUGUUUCAGCGGCGGCUGCGCCCACAUUUCGACUUGAAAUUGUACAUUUUACAACGAAAUUGUUCGGUGUUUCCAAAUUUUAAUGAACUAGCUUAUAGGUUUUGAACGGAAUUUAGUUUUGAUUUUUCGCCAACUCGAAACUAUAUUCUUCACAGCUCUUUGAUAUUUCGUCAUUAUUACUCAUCGACUUAUCAAAAUGGCUGUGUGUAGGUAAUACAGACUUCAUGUAAGUGUGAAUGUGUUUAUAAUAUAAAUAUAUAAAUAGGAUGUUU